UCUCUCUUUUUGUUUCUUGAAAUGGCAAGUUUUGCACCUACUCCAUUGUUGAAAGAUGAACUAGACAUCGUGAUACCCACGAUUCGAAACCUAGAUUUUCUUGAAAUGUGGAGACCAUUCUUACAGCCCUACCAUUUGAUCAUUGUCCAAGAUGGAGAUCCGACCAAGGUGAUUAAGGUUCCAGAAGGGUACGAUUAUGAGCUCUACAAUCGAAAUGACAUUAACCGGAUUCUGGGUCCUAAGGCUUCUUGUAUUUCCUUUAAGGAUUCUGCUUGUCGUUGUUUUGGUUAUAUGGUCUCCAAGAAGAAGUAUAUCUUCACUAUCGACGACGAUUGCUUCGUUGCUAAAGAUCCAUCCGGCAAAUAUAUCAAUGCAUUGGAGCAACAUAUUAAGAACAUACUAUCUCCGUCAACUCCACUAUUUUUCAACACCCUUUAUGAUCCAUUUAGAGACGGUGCUGAUUUUGUUCGCGGAUAUCCGUUCAGCCUUCGCGAAGGCGUUCCAACCGCCGUUUCUCACGGUCUAUGGCUAAAUAUUCCCGACUAUGAUGCUCCUACUCAACUCGUCAAGCCUCUUGAAAGGAACACGAGGUAUGUGGAUGCUGUUUUGACAAUUCCAAAAGGUACCCUAUUCCCCAUGUGUGGAAUGAAUUUGACAUUUGAUCGUGAUCUCAUCGGCCCUGCCAUGUACUUUGGACUCAUGGGCGAUGGUCAGCCCAUUGGUCGGUACGAUGACAUGUGGGCUGGAUGGUGCAUCAAGGUAAUAUGCGACCAUUUAGGGUUGGGAGUAAAGACGGGGCUGCCAUAUAUAUGGCAUAGCAAAGCGAGCAAUCCGUUUGUGAACCUACGGAAGGAAUACAAAGGUAUCUUUUGGCAGGAAGACAUUAUUCCCUUCUUUCAAGCGAUUAAUCUUCCGAAAGAAUGCACAACCGUUCAACAAUGUUAUAUUGAGCUUUCGAAACAUGUUCGAGAGAAGCUGGGGAAAGUUGACGAUUACUUUGUUAAGUUAGCCGAUGCAAUGCUCACUUGGAUUCAGGCUUGGGACGAGCUUAACCCGUCGUCUAAGGUUGCUAUUUCCUCAAAGCUGACGAAUGGCGCUUCUAAAUAA
Molecule: messenger RNA, 1107 nt
Organism: Impatiens glandulifera
Lineage: Eukaryota; Viridiplantae; Streptophyta; Magnoliopsida; Ericales; Balsaminaceae
Product: UDP-arabinopyranose mutase 1-like
Exons: 4
Coding region: 22-1107 (361 amino acids)
Biological process (GO): plant-type cell wall biogenesis; UDP-L-arabinose metabolic process
Cellular component (GO): cytosol; Golgi apparatus
Molecular function (GO): UDP-arabinopyranose mutase activity
Source: RefSeq, a predicted model, not a curated record